ACCGACCCAACCCAUCGCCUUCCUCCCCGACCCGAACCAAAAUUCCCCAAACCCUCCUCCCCUUCCUCUCCUCGCCGUCGGCGGCGCGCCCCCCGCCGCCAUGUCCGUCGACGACUGCAUAGUCCCUCUCCCUACCCCACUCAGCGAGGGCGCUUCACUCCUGAAAGCCGCUGCGCGAUGUGGCUCCCUCUCCUCCUUGUCCGAGCUCGAUCUGUACGCCACCGCCGCCGACGACUUGGGCGCGGCGUCGGCAUGGUGCGGGGACACCGGCAAGGGAGGAUGCACAGUGGGAGAGUUCUUAAACCGCCUCGCCGCCGACCUCCCAGGGACGCGUUCGGUGCCGAGUCGCUACCAUCUGGCGAUUUCGUCACGGGAUGGUGGUGGUCACCACCUCCGGCCGCUGAUACCGUCUCGGGAUGACUCUGGCCUCAACCUCCGGCUGCCGGCGCUCGCAAAGGAGAAUCCUCAUGGCCAGGGCAGUGCUGAAACCUUCUCUGCACUGUCGCUGCACGAAUCCAAAGAUGCUUUGACAGGGAAGCCAGAGCAGCGCCAAACUUCUGAGGUUGCAGCCUCGCGCACUGCUUCAAGGGGGAGAUAUGCAAGGAGUAAAGCAGGUUGGGCUUCCAAGGAAAGGAGUACUCCUGAAGGUUACAACAGGGAGAAACAUGCUUGGCAGUUUGAACCCCCUUUCCCGAAUGGAAUGGAUACGAGCAGUAUAAUAGAUGCAUAUAAAAAAGCAUUUGCAGCUCCUCAUGUUGUCCGUCCACCAAAGAAAAAGAAGUCCCCUGAGGAAAGGAAAGCAAUCCGAGAAAAGAAAAUCAUCCAGAGUGAAAGGGCCUCGCUGCAUCAUGUUGAGACAGCCUUGCGUAAAUAUAACAGAGCAAACACAACCACGUUUGUGCUGGAUGAGAUAACAGUGAAGUGCCUGUUUUUUGAGUUUGGCGGGCCUUGCUACCAUUACAACUUCACAGCUAAGCCCGAGAACCAUCAUUCUGCUGAUGGCAGUACUAAACUUUUCUUCUCUGAAAUUAAUUGCCCUCUUCGGAGUGAGAAAGAUGUAUUGCUGUGCUGUAUAGUUGGGGAGAAAGAUGCGGGUCAUUGCCAUGCCUGCGAGGAUUAUCGGCCUACGAUGGUUCACCCGUCAAGUCGUGCAUAUGGUGGGGGUAAUACUACUGCUAUCGAUUAUCCUGAUGAUGACAGCUCAGAUAGUGACUAUUAGCUUCUCGUGAGAGCUUCAAGAACGUUGGCUAGUUGGAUUGACUUGGUCAAUCUCUUGGUGACAAUGGUUUUGCAUCUUUUGGAUAUUUUUAGUGACUUGAAAUAUGGGUUGUAAUAAACAUCAGAAGUUCAGAACUAGUGUAAUGCACUCAUAAUGACAUCAGUUACCUCCUUUCACAUUUGCCCUUGUGAUGCUCAAUAUUCUGACUUGUGAUGUACGGAAAACUGAUGACCUUUUGGCAUCA
Molecule: messenger RNA, 1463 nt
Organism: Panicum virgatum (switchgrass)
Lineage: Eukaryota; Viridiplantae; Streptophyta; Magnoliopsida; Poales; Poaceae
Exons: 5
Coding region: 101-1219 (372 amino acids)
Source: RefSeq, a predicted model, not a curated record